This is a messenger RNA of Coregonus sp. 'balchen', 6116 nucleotides long. The record is from the annotation of a GenBank genome assembly. NCBI's taxonomy places the organism in Eukaryota, Metazoa, Chordata, Actinopteri, Salmoniformes, Salmonidae.
AUGGUUCAGGGCCCCUAAAGGGCUGGGACCAGCACUGAGGGCCAGAGGCAGCCGUGGAGGAAUGGGGUAGGGGCUGAGGACAGAGCCAUGGUUCAUAACGGCUCAGUCCCCCACACGCCACCACCCACGCCUCCGCCGCCGACACAGGUGGGCACCAAUGGCCGCUCUUCUGAGAGGAAGAGGACACCCAAGGCAUGUGACUGCUGUGGGCCCAACUCUAAGCUCCAUGAUGGGAAGGCCCCACAUGGGAAGACUCCGGGUGGCAAGUCCCGACAACGCAGGGCCCAGCCGGGGAAGGGCAAGGGCCAGGCACUGGGGGAGACCCCUAAGAGAAAGGGUGGCCGCCCCUCUUAUAAGAAGACCCUGAUGACAGAGGAGCAGGUAACAGCCAUCCGAGAGGAACUGGAGAAAGAAACUGCUGUGGAGCCGGUAACAAACUCUUUGUCUCCACCUGUAACCAACUCUGUUGGUCAACCUGUAACCAACUCUGUCGGUCAACCUCAAACUGUAACAAACUCUAUGGGUCAGAAGUUAACGUACACUGUGGUUAAACUAGUGAAUAAGUCUGUGGUUCAACCGGUAAUGACAUCAGUGGUUGAGCAUUUUGCUGAUUCAGAAAUGGAGCAGGAGAAAGCCUGUGAAGGGGCUGUGUGUGAGGGGGAGCAGGGCCCUGGUUCAGUCAAACAGCCAGUUACAGAUCCUAAAAUGGAGGUCGUAAAGCAGCACCAGCCCCAGGCCGGUGACCCAGCUGUCUCCCUCUCCAACGGUACAUCAGCUGUCCCCAAAGAGGAACCAACAGACUGUAGCGCCCCUAUGGAGGUGGAACCAUCAGCCAUAGCCUGUGUUUCCCCAGGCAUUAUUAUGUGCAGCACCCUCCACCCCUUUGCUCUGUGGGACCACCGAGAUUACUGCAAGACAGGAGUGUGGGCUCCAAGCCCUGAGCCGGAGAAGGAAAGUGCCACAGACUCAGCACAGCAGACCCAGCCAUCACCAAAACAACCCAAACCUGAAGAGGGCAACCAUGAAGGAAUCAGAGACCUCAUCCAUGGUAUUAGACUUUUAUUGCAACUAUGAUUUCAAAUGUGAUACAUUUUUAAUUUCACUGGUUAUGACCUUUUUACUUAUUUAAGGUGCCUGUCUCUCCCUCAGAGUUCCUUGAGCUCUUCUAUGUGAAGUACGGGAGCUUCAUCCCCCUCAGUGAGACUGAUGUCUUGGAGCACCUGAAGAACAAGUGUAACACUGACUUCGAUGACAAGUAUGAAUCAUUUGCGAUACACCCCACAAACCAGUUUUACUUUCAACACUGACUUCCAUCGCUAUGCUAAUAGAAUCUCUGUGCUUUUGUCUACUUGUUAUUCCAUUUGACCCUUGGUUUGACCUGUCUCAUCCCUCCUCUGUACCAGGAAGCUAAACAUCCACUCAGAAGUGGUGAAGUACAAAGCGGGUCUAGCCUCCACCCCGAUGAACUGCUUUAAAGUGGACUACAACAAGCACACUCUGACCCUGGAGGAUCUGUCCACGCUGGACGACCAAAACUGGGUCAACGACCAGGUAGCUAUGGCCCAUAGAAAACGGUGUGCUUGCUGCUUAUCAACCUGAUUCACUGUUGUUUUAUCUAACCUGAAAAUCUAAAAAACUUGAGUACAGGCCCUAUGUUCCACCACGAAUGACGAGGAUUAAGUAAACAUUUUCAUGUUUCUAUGUCUUGUGUGUGUCCAGGUGAUAAACAUGUAUGGCGAAUUGAUCAUGGAGGCUACAGAGCACAAGGUGAGAGUGCAUUCAUUUUGGAUCCUUGAUCAGAAUGUUCAACAAAGGGUUAUUGGUAAAAGGGAGUUGUUAGGAUGGUGGUGGUCUUCUGUUGGGUUUCCAAGGUUACUGAAUUGUCUUUGUUUUUUUCCUGCAGGUUCAUUUCUUCAACAGCUUCUUUCAUAGGCAGCUGGUGGCCAAAGGCUAUGAAGGGGUUAAGAGAUGGACCAAAAAGGUAAGCUGAUGGUAGGUCAGAUCAUUAGCUCUGUAGUGCUGAGCGAUUAACUGAAAUUGUGGUUAUUUUUGUGGUUAUUAAACAACUAAUUGACCGACGUUGGUUCAAUUACUUGAAUUCCAUUUAGUUUUUAGUUGUGAGCCCAACGCGUCAUUUCUCUAGAGAGAAAUUAAAUCAUUGACGAGAUAAAUCAAGUCAAGAACUACAGUGAGGGGAAAAAAGUAUUUGAUCCCCUGCUGAUUUUGUAUGUUUGCCCACUGACAAAGACAUGAUCAGUCUAUAAUUUUGAUGGUAGGUUUAUUUGAACAGUGAGAAACAGAAUAACAACAACAAAAUCCAGAAAAACGCAUGUAAAAAAUGUUAUGAAUUGAUUUGCAUCUUAAUGAGGGAAAUAAGUAUUUGACCCCUCUGCAAAACAUGACUCAGUACUUGGUGGUAAAACCCUUGUUGGCAAUCACAGAGGUCAGAUGUUUCUUGGGAUUAAGGUUUGGAGACUGGCUAGGGCACUCCAGGACGUUAAUGUGCUUCUUCUUGAGCCACUCCUUUGUUGCCUUGGCCGUGUGUUUUGUGUCAUUGUCAUGCUGGAAUACCCAUCCACGACCCAUUUUCAAUGCCCUGGCUGAGGAGGUUCUCACCCAAGAUUUGAUGGUACAUGGCCCCGUCCAUCGUCCCUUUGAUGCGGUGAAGUUGUCCUGUCCCCUUAGCAGAAAAACACCCCCAAAGCAUAAUGUUUGACAGUGGGGAUGGUGUUCUUGGGGUCAUAGGCAGCAUUCCUCCUCCUCCAAACACAGCGAGUUGAGUUGAUGCCAAAGAGCUCCAUUUUGGUCUCAUCUGACCACAACACUUUCACCCAGUUCUCCUCUGAAUCAUUCAGAUGUUCAUUGGCAAACUUCAGACGGCCCUGUAUAUGUGCUUUCUUGAGCAGGGGGACCUUGCGGGCGCUGCAGGAUUUCAGUCCUUCACGGCAUAGUGUGUUACCAAUUGUUUUCUUGGUGACUAUGGUCCCAGCUGCCUUGAGAUCAUUGACAAGAUCCUCCCGUGUAGUUCUGGGCUGAUUCCUCACCGUUCUCAUGAUCAUUGCAACUCCACGAGGUGAGAUAUUGCAUGGAGCCCCAGGCUGAGGGAGAUUGACAGUGCUUUUGUGUUUCUUCCAUUUGCGUAUAAUCACACCAACUGUUGUCACCUUCUCACCAAGCUGCUUGGCGAUGGUCUUGUAGCCCAUUCCAGCCUUGUGUAGGUCUACAAUCUUGUCCCUGACAUUCUUGGAGAGCUCUUUGGUCUUGGCCAUGGUGGAGAGUUUGGAAUCUGAUUGAUUGCUUCUGUGUACAGGUGUCUUUUAUACAGGUAACAAACUGAGAUUAGGAGCACUCCCUUUAAGAGUGUGCUCCUAAUCUCAGCUCGUUACCUGUAUAAAAGACACCUGGGAGCCAGAAAUCUUUCUGAUUGAGAGGGGGUCAAAUACUUAUUUCCCUCAUUAAAAUGCAAAAUCAAAUUAUAACAUUUUUGACAUGCGUUUUUCCGGAUGUUUUUGUUGUUAUUCAUUGUUCAAAUAAACCUACCAUUAAAAUUAUAGACUGAUCAUUUCUUUGUCAGUGGGCAAACGUACAAAAUCAGCAGGGGAUCAAAUACUUUUUUCCCUCACUGUAUGUGGGACGGUGGGCUGAAGGAAGUUGUAGUUUUAUUAAGCAAAUAUUCAACCUAGUUCAUCUCAGAAACGUGGUAAUUAACAAAAAUAUAAACGCAACAAUUUGAAAGAUUUUACUGCGUUACAGAAAAUCAGUAAAUUGAAAAAUGUGGCACUGACUUGCCCAUGAAUUGAUGUUUCAGCAUUGUCUCAAUUAAGAGUUCAGCGUUCGACUAGCCACAUGCGACAUGCACGCGCAGUUACAAGCCUGCUAGAGUUAGCGGCAGGCGGACGAGCAAUAUCCACGGUCGUAGUAUGGACGAAGCCUGAGCUAGAAUGUGACGCUAACUGAAGCUGGCUAGCUUUUGAAAACCAGAGUAGAUCUUACUUGCUUCAUAGUAUACCACUCGGGUCUCUCUCUCCGUUUGGCAGGUGGAUCUGUUUUCCAAGAGUCUGCUGCUGAUUCCUAUCCACCUGGAGAUCCACUGGUCCCUGAUCACAGUAGACAUGGCCAACCACCACAUCCACUACUACGACUCACAGGGCAUCGUCUUCAAAUACACCAUAGAGGUAUGCUCACCCACACUUUACAGUUCUCUGCUGCUCAAUGAAACUCUGUUGCUUCUCUGAAUUUAGUCCUAGACUUGAACAUUGAUUUGAUAAGCAUGGAAAAUAUUAACAUUGGUCUAUGUCAAGCAUGGGCAACUGGCGGCCCCCCUUUUGUAGGCCCGCUGACUUCUAUUUUUAUUAAUUUUUAACUCAGUCGGGGUCUCAACUUACGGUUGAGUUAUAAUAUAAUUCACAGGGUGCAAUUUAGAAUUGUGGUUGUGCAUCAGCAGUCAAUCAAUUAGCCCAUGUCAGCAAUUGUUUUUGGGAUUGGUAAGUUAGUCUAGUGGCCAGCUAUCUAAACUUGUAGUAAGCAUGGUUGAAUUACCAACCAGGGUGGGGCCCAUUGAUCAUCAGUUAUCAUAUCAAAAAUGGCAAACAUUUGCCUCCACCCCAUGGCAAAAUGUGUAGAAUUGUAGGAAAUUGGCUGUAAAACAUUUUUCUCCCUGCCGCAUGGCAAAAUUUGUAGAAUUGGCAAAAUGUGUAAAAUUGCAGCAAACAUUUUCCAUACGCCCCAUGGCAAAAUGUGCCAUAUUGCAGGAAAUUAACUUUAAAACAUAUGUUUUAUUUUUGCUGUCACGAGGGGGGCCGAUUUAAAAUGUUUUGCUCACAAGGUUGUGGUGGUGGGGAGGGGGGGUUGUAUGGAUGUGGGUACGCAGACCCACGAGCCACUGCGGCCCCUCAUGAGUUCCGUUUUCUUUUGUGGCCCCCACCCCUAUCAAAGUUGCCCAUCCCUGGUCUACCUAGUCCACAUUUUGGGAACCCUGAAGGAGUCAAUGUGUAACUUAACCUUUUUUGUUAACUAAACCCUUGUCUUCCUCUGGUUAUUUGCCCCACAGAACAUCAUGAGAUACAUCCUGGCCGAGGCGAAGGAGAAGAAUCAAGCUACCUAUCAGAAUGGCUGGAAGAUGAUUAUAAACAAGGUAUUGUUUCAUAUGACACCAUGUCACCGUGUUCUCUCUCACGAUUGGCUCUGUGUUUUGACCUCUAACUGUCUCUGGUUCUCACCCUCAGGGUAUUCCUCAACAGAAGAAUGACAGUGACUGUGGAGUCUUCGUAUUGGAGGUGAGUGAGGAAUUUCCCUCUCAUACCACAAAUUCCCCACACACUGCUGUGGUGAACCUUUUUAUUUAAUGUUUUUAUCUCUGCUUCUCUCACAGUACUGCAAAUGCCUGGCUUUAAAAGAACCUCUGCAGUUCACACAGCACGACAUGCCCAAAGUCCGCAAGAGGAUUUACAAAGAGCUCUGUGACUGUAAACUGAGUGACUGACUGAACAGCUGAGAAAGUACCCCUGCCUUUCCAGUGGACCAUGGGUUAACAACUGUUUGACCGUUAUUGUAUAAUAUUGUAUAAGGGCCAUUAACACUUUUUAAAAAACGACAGGAGCCAAGGAGAAACAGAAGGAAAUGCCCUGGAAACAGGACACGUAAUUUGACUAACGACACAUAUGGUGACAGUCAGUCUUUUCUCGCCUUCAGAGGAGGGCCAGCGGUGCAUAUUCGGCCAGUGUUUUGUUUUUUAAAAUCUUGAUAACGGGAGGGAGGGAUCUGAGACUUUCAAUUCCUUUGGGAGUCGACGUCCACAAAGUUUCCACUGCUGACUGACUGUCCUGGGUCCGGAACUAACGCUGCUGCUAUAAGGUUUCAGAUGCCAGUAACGGACCUAUAUGUACUGAUAACGUUUCCUCACUUCAGUUCUUGAAAUGUAAGCAGCAGAUUAUAUGGGACAUUAGGUGAAACUUGAAGGUUCUUCUUUUAUAUCAUGUAAUCUCCACCUGACUGUAGUGUGAGGUACAGAACAAGAAGACUCAUCAAAGGCUAGCUUCGAAUUGAAUGUACUGUUUUGUUGCUUCUUAAUCUCAAACAGCUCUCUAGGGCUAGAUUCAAUCUGUAUCGCGGAAGAU